AUGGGUAAAAAUAGGCAAUGGCCGACAAACAUCACGGAGGUUGAAUGUGUAAAAUUUGUCGGUGAAAAUGAAUACAGAAGCAUCGGUAUUACAAUUUACAAACCUGCUUUGGUCUAAAAAUCAUUAUUUUGUCGUAUUCCAUAAUUAUAUUGAAUUUAAAAAUGCGAUUAAUCAAUAUAAUCUUUUAAUUUAUCUUCAUACUCCAACGUGGUCCUAAACCGACGUCGUUAAUGCCGAACUUCUGAGUCUGAGUAGCCUAAGCCUAACCAGUAUUCUUCUACCUUCUUAAUUUUCUUCAAAACCUAAUAAAUCUCUGGAUAUGACGAUACCCUUUUAUUUUCCUCAAGCAUCACAAAAUGACUUUCUAAAAUGAAAAAUAAUUUCAUGAGCCUAAUUAUACAUUUUUAAAUUAAAAGCAAUCUUUCUUUAUCAAUCAACUUUUGCCUUUAUUUAAAUUCUAUUCAGAAUUACUAUUCAAUAUUGGCAUUCAUUCAAUAUUAUUACAGACCAUUAAUAUAUUGUCAUUAUUUCAUAUUUGUAUAUUAGUGUACUAGUCUCAGUGAUCAGACCGUAAAUGUUCUUUAUUUAUUAUUUACUACAAAGUUUAGCCCUUUACUUUUUAAAAUAAAUGAAAGGAUGACCAUGCUGUUAGUUGAUUAGUAAGGUCAGUGUCAUUAGUGUCAAAUUUGAGAAAACUUUGACAAUUAUCUACAACUUAAGCCUUAGGCUUAGCAUUUUUUGUAGUUUGUUCUAAUCCUACUAACUAAAAAUAAAUGUCGUCAUUGCAAAAAAAUUGAAUUUCAAUUAUUAAAAUUAGGGAGGGGCCUAAAACUAAUGAAAUUGGCAAAAUUAUAAUGAGUAUGAGGCCUAUAGACUAUCGGCUAUAGGCACUGUGGCUUAUUAUUUUAUUGAAGUGGCUUUUUAGUUUUAGUCCAAAGGGACCUGUGUCUGAAUAGCCGCUAUUCAGAUGUCAUUUGUGGUAGCUUAUUUUAGUUAAACUGAAUAAGUAAGUUUACAAACAUAUAGUCGUCAAAUUAAUUAUCUUCCAUUUGAUAACGAAUUUUGUCUUACAAAUCCAACAUUUUAAAUAAUUUUAAUGAACCCAACCUCUCACUCUUGAAUCUUGGGUCCGUAUAGCCGCAGCCUUAUUUUAUAAAGUGGGAAAUCAAGACCUGAGGCUAAAGCCAAAGCAUUUAUUUUUAAAAUUAGGCCUAGGCUAUUAUUUUAUGCAUACAAAAAGUAGGGUCUUAAUGUUUUUAGACUCAUUACAAAUUUAUAGGGGUUAACCAAUACAUGUUGAUUACUUGGUAAAUUUAUGCAAUCAGUUACUACCCUUUUCCAUUGUUGGCUGUUGGGUACUCAUUUUUUUUUUUCAUUAUUGCCAUCUUUGUUGUCAUGACAGUAGACAUGUCAAAAUUGUGGUACCCAGCGGGAAAAAAUGGAGAGCGAAAAAAGAGGCAAUGUGCUACACAUGUAGUCAUACAUUUUGUCCAUGGCGAAUGUAGCAGCUAUUUUAUCCCUCUACUUUUGGGGCAAGAGGUCUAAACGAUCUACUGUCACUCCUCCCCUCAAGUCUCACUAAAACAUGUUUGCAACAGUUACACACUGGUGAGAGAAGCGUAAAAUGAAGAAAAAGAUAUUAAAAUAUUUAAAAAAUAUUCAACAUUUUAAAAAUUCAACUUUCAGUUUCAUUGAGUAUACUUUUGCACACUAUAUUGCGGGCUCCACCAAUAAUAAAAUCCAAAGAUAUCAGAAAAGUCUAAAUUCCUUUUUCAAAAUGAUGAGACCAGAUCGCCUUGUUUUAAAAUAUUAUAAUGAACCAUGACACGAAAUGUUCAUUUUAAAAAUUCAUGAAUCAAAAGAUUCCAUCUGCAUUUAGUAUUAACAUAAAAAAAUAAAAUUAACUCUGCUAAUAAUUCAUGACUAAACAAGGGGAGUUUACUCAUACACAGAAAACUGGGGGUGGUAUAGGAUAGAGUAAGUUGGCUUUUACUUCUUAGCUGAGCGUAGACCUGAUAAGUAGCAUUAUUUGAUUUUUUUCACUGAUGAUGUUAACAAUGUAGCUACUUUUGGUUGAUUUAUUCAUUGUUUCCUUCUUACUCUUUAUUUUUUUUUUUGUAGCUUCUGACCCUGAAAUUUUUUAAAAUCACACCUUUAACCAUAAAACUAUAUUUUCUUUUGAAGCAGGCAGGACAGGCAUUUCCUGACCUGAUUUCAGCUGCUCUUUAUGGAGCAGGAAUUUCUGGGGAUGACUUAGCUUUUGACUUCAGUGAUUUUGAUGAUGGCACUGGGGAUACAGUACAGAAUGAAGCAUAUCUCACGGAGGUAAAUAGUAGUUUAGUACAGCGAUCACCAAAUGAUGGUCCAUGGACCAGAACCAUUCUGUGAGCCUUACGUUGCCUGUCCAUGGGCCUUAUGUUGCUGGUCAGCACAAUAUGAAUAUUAAUAGUUAAUUAAAAAAAUAUAUAUUAAAUAAAUCUGGCACCGAUCCCUGACUCAUUUUCAAAACUUGUCCACUGGCUCGCCAAACUUAAAUUUUGAGUAACAUUGAGUUAGUAGACUUUAUAAUUUAAGAGCAAGUAAAACUUAGUUAUAGGGUACAUUUAAAAUUCUAGGCCUAAAGGUCUUGUUAUUUAACUUUCUAUCUCUACAGUCUACAGGCCUAAUAUAGUAUUAUUUUAAACAAACACUUAAUUGCGCUGAUGGUCUAGAACAUGGGACUAGUACAAAAUCAACAUGGGAAUGAACAAGCUAAAUGGGUUUUUGUUAAAUGUCAUUCUUAAUAAUCAUUUUGUAAAUGUAAUAGUAAUAACAAUAGUAAAAUUUAUAAUGAAUAAAAAAAAUUUAUCAACUAGCAUAUGCGUAUAUAUCCACAUUUAAAUAUGCUAAAUGUUUUUUCAGGCUCAAUCUCAAGAUGGGGUACAAACUCUGUCCCAGAACUUACAGGCUGCAACUGGCCAUCAUGAUGCUAGCUCAACAAAUGUAAUGCGGCAGUUGGCAAAUCAAGCCCAACAGAAUCAGCAACCUGCAAUACAAGCCAAUCAGCCAAUGACUAUUAUCAACCCACCACACAUACGACCUCAACAGACUGUCAUGUCAGCGACACAGGUUAUUCAUUCCCAGUCAGUGGCACAACAAAGCAUAGCCCCUCAGGGUAUGCAGUCAUUUAGGAUUAUUAGAACUCCAACUGUGAUUCGUACACAGCAAACUUUACAGCCUGCUCUUCAGCAGCAGAAAGUACGCAGCCAGCCUAUUCCAAGACAUUUGUUAUCACAAUCUGUAACCCAAGUGUCUAGUCCACAGGUACUGAACUUUAUUUUUGCAUUUCUUCCAUAUUUAAAAAUGCACUUUGCUGUUCACUUGAACUUUAUAUACCAUGGGUUUGUUUGUUUUGAAUAUUUAGAAACUUUUGGUGAACUUUGUUUUUUUAUUGGUGUUUUGAGUAAUUUAUCCAUUGAAUGACCCCAUCAAUCAGAAGUAGAUAACAUGACAUGUAUCUUAAUGUUUAAUACAUGGACAUGGUAGAUUCCACAUAGUUUAGACAGAGCAUCUUUAUUCCAUGAUUUCGUGUGUUUUUGUUAAUGCUAAGCCUAUGCCCAAUCAAAACUGUUUUAAGUUAUAAAUAUAUCAAAACUGUCAGUAACUAAGGUGUUUAAAUCAGGGAUUCCUCCUCCCAAAUAGCAGCUGAUUUGGUGGAGUGCAAAAAUAGUACACUUAUGGUCUAUAUUGUGAUUGAGCACACACUUGACACUUAAAUUCAGCACCUUGCCUGGCAAAUAACUUUAUAAGUUUUUUAUUUUCAAUACGAAAUGAUAAAACAAAUAUAAAUAAUUUAAAUCCAUUUAGUAUUUUUAAUAAAUAAAAAAAAAACACAAAGGUACUCAUUUUCAUAACUAAUCAUUUGAAAUCAGAUUAUUUUUUAAUAUCCCUACUUUUGAUUCUUUAAUUUUUGGUAAUACAAGAAUUAAAUACUUGAAUUAUUUUCCUAUUAUUUGGGUAAAAAAUGUUCCUAUGUAAUAGUCCUGAAUUUUCAGUUUUGAGAGUUUGUUAGGUGAACCUGGACGCAUGAAAACUUUACUAUAGUAUGUGCUACCACAAUUUUUUUACCACCCUAUUUUAUUAAUACCCAUCAACUAACUUUGUUUUAUUUCAAUUACUCACUCUAUUUCUAGUGUUUUUGUGUGUCAUUGUCCUAAUGUUUAAGCAAUUUUUAAAAAAAAUAUACAUUUAUAUAUCUCUUGGUGUUAAGUUGAAAUUUUGUGCUAAAAAUAUUAUUUUUUGAGUAUUAUACUUUUGACUCUGGAAACAUUACGCUUUUAAAUUUAUCUCUGUGACGUCUCCGAUCCUUAUGACAUCAGUUCUCAUUUAUCUCAUCUGUUUUGCAUUAUGUGUAAAUGUGUCACAUUAAAUUGUAAUCCAUGGAAACAUUUAUUGGAAAAAUGAAUAAGCUGAAGGUUCAUCCAACUAUGUUUUUUCAUGAGAUUUAAGGUACCUAAACUAAUAUUUAAAAAAAUUUAUUUUAAGUUUACAAAUGCCCCUUGAAAAUUUUGCUUUAAAUAUUCACAAUCUGUUCAAUAUAUUCCUAGGUAUUUGGAUCAUCUUUGAUCACAAACAGUUCUAAUGUAGGUUUAGCUUCCAGUACUAUGGAUGCUAGAACUACAAGGAAUAUAAUCAGAAUUCCAGCUUCAUCACUUGGCAAUGGCAUGUCACAAGGACAGGUUAGAAAUUUAUUUUAAAUUAGCUAAAUAUACUGUACUGAAACUUAUUACUUAAAUUAUACAGCUUUGGUGAAAGAAUGUGACUUAACAGUUUUCUGAGUUAUUUAAUUAAAAUGAAUUUAAUUAUAAUAAUUUUGUGUUUUACAGCAGCUAAUUAUUCAGCCUCAAAAUGGAAAUGGCACUCUUGGUCCUUCACAGGUCCUCAAAGUGACCACUCGUGGGGGCAAGCCAGUCAGUACAGAAGAUAUUACAAAAAUUGUCAGCUCCUUACCAAACCUGAGGAGUGGCUCUAGAAUAAUCGUUAACACCACCCCAGGUUCCUCUGGAGAAUCAAAGGUAUAAAGAUACAAAAAAUUUGCCCAUCAACCUUUUUAUAGUGUUGAUGACAACUAAUUUCAUGAUUCAUUAAAGUCUAUUGCAUUUGCACUGUCUUUUUACUAUAAAAUUUAUGUGGAAAUGUUUUUCAAGUUUACCCUAGUAAUUAUUAUAAUCUGCUUAUAGUGUAACAAAAUUAACUGUUCACAAGCUAUCAACACAAAACUGUAUCUAGCAUGAGUCAUAUGAUCAUUAAAAAUAAUAUAUUUAUUAUUUAAAUCCAUUUCUUUUCAGGCAACCAUUCAUGUUGUGACAAGACCUUCAUCUCCAUCCCUACAGCAUCAACCUAUUGUUUUUUCAGCUCAAAAUAUCCCCAAAAACUCUAACUCGCUCAUCAUGCCCAAUCCUAUUAUUAGUACCCUGAAAACGGCUCAAGGUAUUCAGGCUCCUGGUAUUUCCAGCUCUGGUCCAGUAACCAACACAAAGAUCUCAAAGCUUCCAUUCACACCUUCACAGAGGAAUAGUGUCAAUGUGAAAUUAGGCCAAAUGGGGACUCUUUCCAAUAUUCAAACACCAUUGAGUAACAUUCCAUCUAUGACAGAUAUGGGGGGCAAAGUGACAAAUUAUCAAACUAGUAUAAGCAUAACUCCUUUAAGGAUGUCCAUGUCAAGUAAGGAGCUCUCUAAAGCAUGGAAUGACAACUCAUUGAGAAGGGUUCACAGUGCCCAGGUAAUUCAUUUUAUUAUUUCUAAUAGGUUUAGAUCAGGGGUCGGAAAACCCUUGUAAAUCACGCCAGAUGGGGUAAAAAUGAAAACCUUGGGGGUAAUGAAGGCUAACCAGUAACUAAAAGUAUAUAAGACAAAUGUGUUACUUGUUACAGCAGAAAAUUUUAUUCUGUCAACACUACAUGUGGCCAGGAUAAAGGAGAAACUCGCCAACAUAUUGUGUUAGUUGUGGCUCUGCAGUUGGCUUUAAAUAGCUCAUUUACUUUUGACCCAGUCAUCUAUUGUUUUAUCUUAUGUUAAAAAAUUUAAUUUUUUUUAGUAAUUGUAUUUUAUAUAUAGAUUCACAUAAAUCAGUUUGAAUUUAAAUAUUCUAUGAUGUUCUCCCUUUCAAACUGAGUGGUUGCUUGGUUUAAACAAAAAUAAUUUGGGGUUAUGGCUAAAAAAAGUCUCAUGACCCUUGCUUUAAAUGGAUUGCAUGAAAAGCUGCACCUCUGACCAUUAAGUAUUGAAUUUUGGAGCAAAACACCCAUUGAUAUCUUUUUUCCUCUCUCUUUUUUUUUCUUAAUGUUGGGCAGCGAUUCUCAACUGUUCUUUUGCAGAACUUACAGAGAGGUCUGAGUCAGGUUCCGCAGGAUGAAGAGGAGAUAGAGGAAGAAGUUGAGGAAUUGGGGCAUGCUGAAACCUAUGCUGAAUAUAAACCCAGCAAGCGUACGUCAGUAAUUGUUGCUGUAGCUAUUAUGAAAUCAAGCUUGUUUUAUGGAUAUAGAAAAUGGCCUAAUAUAGAUAUCAAUAUAUUUCUUCUUGAAAUCAAUUUAUGGGGUUUUAGCCUCUGGUUGUUACUUAGGGGACAAUUAUCCAUGCUAUUUUACAUGCUUUAAAGAAAGCAACAAAUUCAGAUUUAAAAGUUGCAUAUUCUUUGGUAUUUAGCUUUUCAAAUAAAGAAAUAAACCACACUGAUAAGUUAUUGUAAGAGCUUAAUCACUUCCACAUUUAGGAUUAAUAUGUUUGAAAUAAGGCAAUACAAAAUUAUUUAUUUCAAAAUCUAAUGCUAAUGGCCUAGUGUUCAAAUCUUAGCUAUAUGUGAACAUCACUUCUCCAUCCCUCUGUCAGAUAAACUGGCUCACUAAAUACUAUUAAACAUGAUACAAGGCUAAAAUGUAAUCUGCCAGAAAAGCUGGAAUGAAUUCAGAUUUCAUUAAUGACCGGCAUAUUUUUCCCCUUUCUGUACAGUAAAUUUUGGAAAAAAGCACCCAGAUCCAGUGGUUGAGACCAGCUCUUUAUCAAGUGUUGAGCCUCCUGAUGUUAAAUACCAAUUACGGAUCUUGGAUGAGGGUGUUGAUGAGGAUGGGAAAUUGUCUGCUCUUCAGCUUGAAUCCAUAACAUAUGCUUGUCAGAAGCAUGAGACAAUUUUACCUGGCGGACAGCGAGCUGGCUAUCUUAUAGGUAAGGGUUCUUCACUAUUUUAGACUUGUUUACUCUUACGAUUUUGGCGUACAAUGUACGAUUUUGGGGUGUAUAGAUUGUAUAUACUGUAUGUUUAUUUUUUUACAAUAAAUAUAACGUAUUGAAAGAUUUUGUGAUGAUAUUGUACGAUUUUAAGAGUUUGAGGGUAAACAGGUCCGCUAUUUUUUUUUAUAUUGUCUCGGCCUCAGUGAUAUAAUAUGACCCUAAAAUUAUUAUAUCAGAUUUUUGUUCAUUUUUCUGAUUAAAUUCACAUUUUACAAGGUGAUGGUGCUGGUGUUGGUAAAGGCAGAACUAUUGCUGGAAUCAUCUAUGAAAAUUAUCUUAAAAGAAGGAAAAGAGCUCUAUGGUAAGUGGAUUAUCUUUGGUAAGUUGAUUAUUAAGAGAAUAUAAAAUGCUAAAAUAUUUCUUUUGCUUUGACAUUAUGUUCUGUUUCCUUUGCCAGGUUGAGUGUUUCUAAUGAUUUGAAAGUUGAUGCUGAAAGAGAUCUUCGUGAUAUUGGAGCUAAUCAUAUUGAGGUUUAUCCACUAAAUAAAGUAAGUUUAAUACUUGUCAUUUGGUUGAGGAAAGAUAUAAAUCUGAUUUGAACAAGCCUGCCUAAAUAUCCAUUACAAUACUGGAGCUAUUUCUAUUUGUCAUUAUUAAUGUGCUUUAUAAAGUAUUAAAAUAUGUCAUUGUAAACAAAUAUUAAUCCCCCAAAAAAUUAAAAUGUGUAUGAAUUUAGGUGUUAAAUACUUUGUUCACAGUUCAAAUACUAUGCCAAACUGUCUAGCAAAGAAAACAACAGCUGCAAAAAAGGUGUGGUCUUUGCCACUUACUCUUCUUUGAUUGGCGAGAGUCAAACAGAAGGAAAAUACAAUACAAGAAUGAAGCAAUUAUUGAAAUGGUUUGGGUCAAACUUUGAUGGUGUUGUAUCCUUUUUUUAAAAAAGAAAUAUCAAUGCUAACCUCAAACAUUAAAAUAAUAGUUGAAUUUGAUUGAAAAUUUUCUUUCAAAGCUGUUUCAUAUCAGUAUUAUAUAUUGUGAAUGUCUCAAUAUUUAAAGAAAGACAGACUACAGCUGAUAAUAAAGAGAGUUAGUUCUACAGGAAUCCAAAGAACAUUUAGCAAGGUCACUAGUAAUAGAAUUAAUAAUUAAUCAUGAUAAUAAUCACAAAUGUACAUACAGGUAUGUAUUCAACGCUGUGUUCAAUAGUUGCACAAAAUAAUAGUCACAGAAUUUAGUGCUAUUUGGGAUAUUUCUAAAGUGUGUUACUUGAAUGGAUGUUUUGUCAAGUAACUUAGAUGGGAAGUUCACGCAUGGCCGCCGCCAUUGGCAUGCUAUUUCUAGUAAUGUAUAGUUAUUAGAUUGGUUUAAGUGGCUUUUUUUCUCCAAAAGUGAAAGAACAUGUUAAACCUUAAAUCACAUAAUAGAUUGUUUUUGAUGAGUGUCAUAAAGCAAAGAACCUCUGUCCAACUGGUUCAAGCAAACCCACGAAAACAGGUCAGACAGUUUUGGAGCUGCAAAACCGUUUGCCGCUGGCCAGAGUAAUUUAUGCAUCUGCUACAGGAGCAUCAGAGCCCAGGAAUAUGGCUUACAUGACGCGUCUUGGCCUUUGGGGAAAAGGUACCCCAUUCAAUGAAUUCAAUGACUUUAUCCAAGCUGUUGAAAGGCGGUAGGUUGACCUAUAAUCAUUUUGUAUUUUUAACUAUCAUUUUCUUAGUAUUAUUUAACACAGUAUUUACUCCAUGCUAAAAUCUCAGAUUGUACAUUUGUUAUACCAGACCUUAAAGAUAUUGUUUGAAAAUUCAGGACUUAACAAAUACAAUUCAUAUCAAUAUUGAGGCAUCAUCUUAUCCCUCAAUAUGUUUGUGAAUGUAAAUUUAAAUAGAAUAUUAACUGAUUAUUUUGAAAUUAGUUAUAUGAUCAGUUAACUCUCAAAAGACUGUAGAUUUUUCCAUUUUUAAUGACCUUGAAUAUAUCUUAUUCUUCAAAGUGUCUCAUGACUGUAAUUUUGUAGCUACCUCCAAGUAUUAUAUAUGAUUUUAAAGGUAAUUGAAUGGUCUUUAAUUGAUACUUGGUGUUUGUACAAAAUAUCCUUGCUAAAUUUGAUGUUUUAUUAUUUUUGGGCAAAAAAAAUAUUUUUUUAAGUCGACAAAAUAUAACAUCACAGUUUUAAAAAGAAGGGGAAAAAAAAGUGUUUCCAAUUAAAUCAAUAAAAUUGAUAUUUUAUUAGAAUCUGUUCAAUACUAUAAAACAUAUUCAAAUUUCAAAAGAAUAGACUCAUAAAUAAAAAAGUUAUGACUAUUUGUAAAUAACAUAUCAUUCAAGGAAAUAUUUCUCAAAAAGUCAAAAUUAUUUUUUUUUUUAAAUAAUAAUUUUUUUUUUCAAAGGAAAACAUAUACUGCAUCAUAUUAUCCUUUAGAGGGUUAUUAGUAAGUAUUAUUUGAGAAGAAAAGUGAAGAAAAAAAGGCAAAUUUUAAUAAAUAAAUUUUUUUAUGCAUCCCCGAGAUACCGAUCAAAGGAUAUAAUCCUUCGCCAAGACCAUGCAUAAAAAUUCUUGAAAACAAUUUCUUUAUUUAUUAAAACAUACAAAUGUAUCAAAAAGAAAGCCUGAGACAUAUGCUCUGACCAUUUUACCCUGUUUUGGUAACCCACAAUUACAUUUUUUGUUAUUGUCAAUCAUUGUCAUGUUGCGGCGCACGAUGUAAAGAUUUCGGGCUUUACAGUAUCAGGUUCAUCAUCAAAUAUGUCAAUUGUUCCCUAAAUUGUUCAUUAAUUGCUACAUUUUCUUGAUGCUGAUACAGUUGAUUGUAUUUUGCAUUGAGAUACAGAAGUGUCUCCCAAUUUUGCACAGCAUGUUUCCUUUAUUUUCAGUAUCAGAAACUUUUAGGAAACUCAAUAUAGCCUUGAAUAUGUCCUUAGUACUAAUGGCCUUGCUCAUUGUCCAUCAUAAAAGGAUUUCCUGGACAUUUCUUGUAAAAUUAAGAGCUUGAUAAGUCCUGCAUUCAUAAUAAAUCCACUUAGUAGAUAAAACUCCCCUUCAAUGAUGUUAUAAUGGUACCAAUUUUUGAAAACACAAAAGUUCUGCGGUCCAUUGUCCUGCGCACAAGGCUUACUAAUAACCAACCAAAUCUGUAGUAAAGUAGAGGUUGAAAAUGUCAAUUUGCUUUUAAAAUCUCCUUAUAUCCUCUCUUGUUAUAACAUCAGGAAGCAAUAGUCAAUAGUCCUUUUCACCUCUGGUCUAAAUGCAGCAAAGAGUCCCACAGUCUUUUGUCAUCAUAACCCAUUGUAUUGACUAUGUUUGACAUCUGCCCUUCAUAGCAUAGAUGCUGUCAAAAUAUAAAAAAAAAAUAGUUUAGCUAAAAUAAAAAAAAUUACAAUAUAAAUAAAAAGAAUUCAAAAUAUUAAACAAUCUGCCUAAAUUACUUUUACUUCAAGUUUUCAUUGAAAAGGGAACUCAGCUGAUUGUUACAGUGUGAUAAUAGCCUUGGCCUUGAGAACCAUUGUUUACAUUUUGCUAACUGAAACGUAAUAAUAUUAAAAUAAUUAUUGUAUAACUACAAAUUAGUUUCAAACAAAUAAAUAAUUUAAUCUCAUUAUUUUUUGUGAACAUGCUUAGUUUGAAAAUUUCGUUUAGCAUUACUAACUUAUAGGUGGCUAAAAAUCUGGCAUAGGGUAAAAAAACAACAACAAACAAAUGGGGGCUGUGUCACUUUGGUUGGGGGAUGUUUAAAGACUCUUUAGAAGCAAAAUGAAAAGAAAAGAUGCGAUUUAUAAUCCAGAAUUAGUUAACUAUAACUGCCUGGAUUUAAUUAUUAAAGAAUACACGUAAGUUUACAUGACAAAAAAUUUUUAAGAUACGAAAUGCGCUAAGAAAUAAUAUACGCAACAGAACUGCACUUUUACCAAAUUAUUAAAGAAUACACGUAAGCGUAAGUUUACAUGAUAAAACAAUUUUUAAAAUACGAAAUGCGCUAAUAAAUAAUAUACGCACCUGAACUGCACUUUUACCCCAAAUUUAAUCUUACAAACCCUACAAUAAUAUUUUGAAAAUAUUUUUUAAUAAACCCAACCUCUCACUCUUGAAACCCGGUUCCAAAUAGCUGCAGCUAUAUGCCAUAUCUUAUAGUUAUAGUCAAUACACAGUACAGUAUUGAAUAUUAUUGAGUCAGUACUACCCAUCUGACAGUGACAGUAGUAGUAAUGACAGUGACAGAUAAUAUAAUCUUUUGUCAUUUCAUUAGUCAUUAUUAUUAAAAAUUGUCAUUGGACUUGCCAAUCACAAUCAGUCAUUUAGAUUUAAUAAUUGUCAGAUGCCUCCAUCAGUCCAUCAUAUUAAUGAAAACUAUAAAUUGUAUUAAUGAAUCCUUAUCAAAAUUAAGUCAAGUGCUGUCUAAGUUUAGGGCCUUUAAAUUAUUAUAACUAUAGUUAUUUUAUUUAUUUACCCUGCCCAAUACUAAGGGGCCAUCCAUAAUCAUAAAUGACAUCACAUAAACAUAGCAAUGUUUUAGAGUGUAGUAACAGCGAACCGGAAUUGUGGCAAAAUAUGAGUAAAUGGCGAAAAGGAAAAUUUAUGAAUGGACAAGUUGCUACCAGAUUUCUUCAAGAACUAGUAAAAUAAACGAUUUUUCUUUCUUGCCAAAUAGAAAUUUAACAUUCCAAAAUAGUAAAUCUUUAUUUUCGCCUUUUAAUAUUAUUUUUAUAUAUAUUUUAGGGGUCGUUCUUUUCACCCGCCAUAUAUGACAGAUUUUUCAAUCUCCCGUCUUUUGAGAGUUAAGGCCUUAAUGUAAGAUGAAUAUAAUCUAGAUUCUUAAUUUUUUCAGAGGUGUCGGGGCUAUGGAAUUAGUCGCUAUGGAUGCAAAAUUAAGAGGAAUGUAUAUAGCUCGCCAGCUAAGUUUCCAUGGUGUUACUUUUAGAAUUGAUGAAAUACCUUUGGAGAAAGACUUCAUCAAAGUAUAUAACUUGGCUGUGGAAAUGGUAUGAUAUUUUUUUAUCGUUGUUGUGUUUAACAAGUAUAGUUUAGAUAUAUUCAGUUUCAGAUAAUAAAAUAAUCGUUUCAUGUGCUAUUACUAUGUUCAGAUUUAUUAAUGUGACUUUAAAAAGUAACCUACAUUUUUUCAUCCAUGCAAUAAUAUGUAUUUCAGUGGGUUGAAGCUCGGGAGAUGUUCCAGAAGGCAGCAGAAUUAAUAGAAGCAGAACACCGUAUGAAGAAAAGCAUGUGGGGACAAUUUUGGUCUGCUCAUCAGAGGUUUUUCAAAUAUUUAUGCAUAUCAUCUAAAGUCAACCAUUGUGUUGAUCUUGCCAGAGAUGCUGUGAAGUGUGGAAAGGUACAAAUAUUUUUUAUAUUGCAAUAAGUUUAUGCCCUAAUUCAAUAUUUUUCUUCUGUAGAUAAAAGUUUUGCCUCAUGCUUGUUUGUGUAUGUUUUCAGUGUGUUGUGAUAGGUCUCCAAUCUACCGGUGAAGCAAGAACAAUGGAGCAGGUUGAAGAUGCAGGCGGUGAUCUUUCAGACUUUGUGUCCACUGCCAAGUAAGUUUGUACAAAACAAUCAUUCCGUCGCUACUGUCUUUUGAUGGUAACAUAUCUCUAUGAGCAUUUCCUACUUUAAAAUUUUUGCAUAGUAAUUAUUGGAAAAUCAGUGACAUCACAUUACCAUCAGUUUUUUUAUUAGUUUUAUAAAGCACCUGAAUAAUCUGCUAAAAUGGGGCUUUCACAGAGAACUUUGAAUGAGGUUUUUAGGAAUUUUAAGUUCUGCUGACAAAAAAAUUUGUUGAGGAAGUAAUGCAUUAAAAAAGUUUUGAUUUUCCAACAGGGGAGUGUUUCAGUCACUAGUUGAAAGACAUUUCCCUGCAUCAACUAGAGGAAGGGCAAUGGAUAUUAUCAAGCAAGUAAGCAACAGUCACAAGCAGAAGCAAAGAGACUCUCCAAACUUAUGGAAGAAAAACAAAGGUUAGCAGUUGCGCUUUUUAAUAAGUGAAAUUCAUUUUUGCUUUAUACAUUUUUAAAAAAAAGUUGCAUUUUUAUUAAUUUAAGAAUAUAAAAUGUCCCCCUUUUCUUCUUGUUUCUAUCUAGAUGAGCCUCCAAAUAAACGACAGAAAAGGGGUGAUGACAGCAGUGAUCCUGAGAGCAAUGAUUCCUCACCAGACAUUAGUGACAUUGAUUUUAUGUCAUCAUCUGCCAGUGAUUCUGAGAGUGACGGGGAGGAGCGCAACCCCUUUGCUAAUGGCUGGAACAGUGAUGAUGGUAAUUUGCUUUCUAAACCAUUUUUAAAAAUUGAAGUAGUUCUAAAAUAAAAUGUAUUAAUUUUGCCGUUUACAGUUUUAAAUUUGUAACAUAUUGUAUCGCUCUCUUAAAUUCUUUUAUGUUCUAAAAUUUAUUAAUUAUAUUUUUUUUAAAAAGUUUUCCUUUGUUCAGGUGUUAAAAUAAAAAUGCCAUUUUAAUUUAGAUGAUCCCUGGUGCCAGAGAAAGAAAAAGAAAAAAGAAAGUCCUAAAAAGAAGAAAAAGGAAAAGAAAAAAAAGAAAGACAAAGACUCUAAAAAGAAAGACAGUGAUGAUGAAGAUGCUCAGUUUGACAAAGCAUUGGCUAAAGCUGGCCUUUUAAACAAGAGUUCUGCAAAUGGUCUAGAUGGCCGUAAGUCUUUAAAAAAAAAUUUAAAUAAGCUUUGAGAUCACUUUAUCCAUGUUAAUAUUAUUGUGUUUUUUACCUCUAAAGACUUAGUAUCAGUAUCCUGUAAAUUUACUUGUAAAUGCGGUUCUCACUGGUGUUUUGAUACUUAGUUUAAAAUUAGCCGGAGAGAAAUCCUUCAUGGAAUUUUGUUAACAUUGCAGACUCUGGAAAUUGGGAGAAAGCAAGUGCAAUGAAGUCAGAGCUAUUGGCGCGCAUUGAAUAUCUAGGGGAGAAACUUCCACCCAACACUUUAGACCAGCUGAUAGAUGAUUUGGGGGGGACUGAGAAUGUGGCAGAGGUAUGUCUUGAUUUAUCCCUCAUUUUGUAUUAUAAGGUUGCAAUUAAUGUUCAUUAACAUUUGCUAAUUACAUUAAUCCAAGCCUUAUUAACUCAUUCCCGACGUUUGCGACUAAAUGGGUUUCGCCAGAUGCGUCCCGGCGCAUAGCGACACACCUCUCUCAUAUCUAUUUAAAAAUAGCAAUGAAAUCUAGCAUCCCUCGAGACUUCUGGCAAUGGCGUGGUUCAGCGGGAUUUUAAAUUAAAAACCGGAAGUUUUUAUCUUGUUUCACUUUAAAACUACGUGUGCUUUAAUACGGCGCGUCGUAAUGUAGCAUGUGUUCGUCUGAGGUGCCGAAAAUCGAUUUUUUGGUCAUUGUUCGUUAUUUUUUCCCCACUAAUGUUAUAUUUAUAUUAAACCUUAUUCAUUUUUUGUUGCAUUUGUUCUUAAUUCAUUGACAUUAAAUAAUAUUUAGUAGCUUAAAUAAAUAUUUAAAAAAGGUAAACAAUUUCAAAACGGGGUUACUUCCCUUUCUCAGGCAAAUAAAUUAAAUACGGAAGUAGCAUUGCUGGAGGGAAUGAGUUAACUACAAGUGAAAAUAGGAACUUCCUUAAAUUUUAAUUUUUUUUUUUUGUAAAUACAAUAAAUUGAUCACAAAACUAUGAAUUGUUCCUUCAAUAUUUAUUCAUUAAAAAAAAAAACUUUAAUCUUUAUUUUUAACUCAGUCUUCAUCAUUUGUGAAUUUAGAUGACAGGUCGCAAGUCUCGUGUUGUGUCUACAACUGAUGGAGUACAAUAUGAGUCUAGAUCUGAAGCUGACGUCUCACUUGAGAUAUUGAAUCUAACUGAAAAACAAAGAUUCAUGGAUGGAGAAAAGGUAUUCUUGGAUUACAAAUUACAAAAUAUGUUGUUGUUUUUUUGACAUUGUAUAGCAGUAAAUGGUAUUUUCUCCACUAGAAGCAACAAAAUCAGAUUUAAAAUAAACAUCAAAGGACAAAAAAGUCAAAGAACUAUUGUUAAAAUUUCAGUUUAUAGCCAUCAUCUCUGAAGCAGCCAGCUCGGGUAUUUCACUGCAAGCAGACAGACGAGCUAUUAACCAAAGAAGGAGAGUACACAUAACUCUAGAGUUGCCAUGGAGCGCCGACAGGGCCAUUCAGCAGUUUGGUAAGAAAGACAAAGAUGUAAAUACUAUUUUCUCUUUCUUGAUAAACAAUUGUAAUAUACUUCCUUCUGCUAUUAAUCCUUUCAUUACACCUGGACUAGAUAUCAAUUUUUGCUGACUCAGCAAUUAAAAAACUUGAACGAAACUUUCGAUAUUUUUCAUUCUCUAUCCGAUUCGCUUAUUAACGUCUCUAUACAUUAACGAAUAAAGAAAUAUAUUCCAUUGAAAUAUGACGUCGACGUGGCGUCCUUGGUAUUUCAGAAAAGCUCUUUACCUCUUUGUCAUGACGACAAUGUGGCGUCUUUGGUAAUUGAAAGUGGGUGAUGGUGACGUCUCGUCGACAUCAUCGGUAACGAAAGGGUUAACAGGGGGCUGAAGUAUAAAGUGCAAACUGUCUAGAACUGUUAAGUAGUUCCAAUUCUGCCAUGGGCAUUGAUUGACAGACCUCUUUAUUAUUCUCACCUGUUAGACAAUGAUUAGUGACAUGAUGUUGAUUAUCAGUCUUUGAGGAAAGUGUUGUAUGGAGCUAAUCCAUAUAAAUUUAUUGUAUUUAUUUAUACUGUACAUUCUUUGUACAUCAGGAAAAUAGCUUAGUGUUUCAAAACAAGUUUCAGCUACCAGAAAAUUUAACUCUAAAAAAUUCAACAAAAUAAUUCAUGAGCUUAUUAGUCAAAAUUUAUUGUGAGACCUCAUUGGAGAAUAACGGCAGCAAUUCUAAUUUGGUAGGUUAUGUAAUGACGAAAUUCACACAGUUUUUUUAAUCUUAUUUAUUUUGAACAUACCAGGUCGUACACAUCGGUCAAACCAAGUUAGUGCUCCAGAGUAUGUUUUUCUUAUAUCUGAGUUGGCUGGAGAAAGGAGAUUUGCUUCUACUGUUGCAAAGAGAUUGGAAAGUUUGGUAAGUCUCAUGCUUUUAACUUAAGUCAGUUCAGAGAUGAGUUAAGCAAGAAAUAACAAACUUGAUUAUUGGUAAUUGGUUUUUUAACUAUGGAUUUAUCAGGGAUGAUCAUUUUUAUAAAGCAGUUAGUUCAUGUCUUCUUAGCCUGGAUCACUGUGUUUACUUCUCUUCACUGUGAAAUGAGAUAAUUAUUAAUUUUAUUAUAUAUCUUACUAUAUAUCUUACUAUAUAUCCUUAUUGGUUAUUUUUCAAUAAAUAUUUCACUGUCCUUCUAGGGUGCUUUAACGCAUGGUGACAGGCGAGCCACAGAAACAAGAGAUCUAAGUAGAUUUAACAUUGACAAUAAAGUAAGAUUUCUAAACCUAUAAUUUGUAACAUUCGUUUGUGAUAUAUUCUUGAAUAAUGUGAUAAAUUAAACUUUUUAUCAUUCUUAUUCAAGAAAUAUAAAAAAAUUGUAUUUUAAAAGUUUGAGACAUUUAAAAAAAAUUAAUUUAAAUAGGUCACUGCUUCAAUUGAGAAUUUUUUUCCCACAAUUACUAAUAGUAUGGGCGCAUGGCUCUUGAAGCUGUGAUGAAAUCUGUUCUUGAUAUGCAGUCUGAUGCACAAGCUGUCCCUCCACCUAAGACUUAUCAGGGAGACUUUUUUAAAGGUUAGCAAUUUUAUUUCUUAUUUUGCAAUUAUCAUGUUGGUUUUAAUUGGAAAAAUAAAUGCUUACAUGCCCUUGUCUUCAAAAGUUAUACUUAUAAAUUAAUUUUUUUCUUCAAAGAUUAAGUUCUGUAUAUUGUUUUUAAUAUGCCUUUUUUAAAAAUAUUUGACUGUGUACCAGGGCAAUAUUUGGCAUAUUCAGAAAUCAUUUGUAUUAUAAUUAGAUAUUUUUUUAUAUGUCACGCAAAACUUUCCUUUUUGGUCUAAAUAAUAAGAUUCUCUUAUUUAAUCUUUUAUAAAUGCAACUUAGAUUAAAGAACGUUUUAUCACUCUUAUUUACAUUACAUUCAAUGUUAUUAGUUCCUUGCCACUAUUGAAUUCUAUUUAACAUCUUGAAUUUACCUCGAAUAAUGGGUAGAUGGUGUUAGUUUAAAAAAAAUUUUUUAAAUGAAAAUCUAAUCUGUGAUAAGAUAAACACUGGUUAACCCUUUACGGGGCAGAGGUACUUCCUCUUGCAUGUCCUGAGCGGGCACCACUUUUCCGUUUUUUAGUAAAAUUUAGGGUUUUAUCUAAGGUUUUAGUCAACAAAUUUGUGUGAAAUAAAAAGCAAAAUAAAGGAAAAUGAAUGCAGAUUUAUAAUUGUACUCACAUGUUGCCAUUAAUCCUUAUAUGAACACAAAUAUUUGCAAAAACAACAUAUUGUUUGUGAUUGUGAGUCAUCUAUUUACUAUUUACAAACACUGCCACAAAAUCGAAGUUUGUAAAAUUCAACACUGCUUACAACGCUGAUUUCACUAAUAUUACUAAUAAUAUAAACAUCUAGUUCCAAUUUACAGUCAAUUCGUGCACUUAAAUGUCACUUUAAUUGAAUCCAGCAAAAUCUCCGCUAUCUCUUGAAUAAUCGGCAAAUAAUCUGCAAUAUCCAUUUUGAAAAAAAAAAAAUUUAAACCACUAAAACUAAAAAAAAAAAUCUAUUAAAUACUUGUAACUGGCGCCUACUCUAUUUAGCUAUCGGAAAAACCGGAUGUAAACAAUAGGAAGUCUCGCAAAGCCUCGGAGCUGACGAGAAAACAACACUAACACUAAGUCGUCACGGACGCUUUUGGGCGUUUUGCCCUUUAAGUGGUAAAGAUGUUUUCGGCCGCUCUGCCCCGUAAAGGGUUAAACCCUGUUCUGGCCAGAUCAAUGAUGAAAUCCUGCCAUAGAAGAUCAUUACAAUGUGAUCAGAUGUUGGAUUGACAAUGAUAGGACUGAGAAAUGGCACAUUACUUUUGCAUUUGAGUAAUAUUUAACACUGCACUAUAUUAUAGCAGAAUCAACCUCUCAAAGUAUUGUCCUUUUAAAAUUAUUACACCCACCUUACUGAAGAAAAAGGCAAUCAGCAAUAAUUUGCAAUUUGUUUAAUUAUAUAUAUAUAUAUAUAUAUAUAUUAUAUAUAUAUAUUAUAUAUAUAUAAAAAUUAUAUUGUAUAUAAUUAUAUAUAAAUAUGUAUUAUAUAUAUAAAUUUGAGAAUAAACCAGAUAUUCUGAAGGAUCCAUUAAAUCUAAAGUUAAUUUUUUUGUAAAAAUAUAUAUAUCACUUAAUGUUAGUACAGUUAGCUUUAAAAAACUACUAAAUGAAACUGAUCAAUAAAAAAAAUUAGAAAACGUCAAGAAAUUUAGAACAUUUUCUAUAAUUUGUAUAAGGUUUUAAGUAGUUAAGUUAAGUUGUGUUAACAUCAAUAUAUUUGGUGAAGUUAACAUACUUCAAUUUGGUAAACCAUUUAUCAGUUUCAUUUGGCUUUAUAUAAAUUUGGAACUUUCAUCACAGAAAUAGGGGCCUGUAACUCCGUUAUUUUAACUAUUUAAUCAUGUUAGUUUUUUUUUAAAUUUUAAAUUCAAACACAAGCCAGAUCUGUGAUGAAAUCCUGCCAUAGAAGAUCAUAACAUAAUUAUGUGAUCAUAUGUUAGAUUGACAAUGAUAGGACUGAGAAGUGGCUUUUAUAAAAUAAACUUAUUAAAAAUAUUCAUAACUUGCAAUAUAUUGUGACAUUGAAAGUUUGUUUUACUCUUCAGUUGAUUUUUUGCCGCUACCUAAUUUCAUUAUUUCCAUUAUUUAAGCUUUGGCAGCUAAGUAUGAACUCAUUAAAUUUGGUGAAAACUUGGACAUUUUCAAAUACUUUUGAUCCAUGCAAGAGUUUUUAUUUAAUCAAACGUUUGAUUUAAACAAUGCUAAGGAAAAGAUAGUUCUCUACAAAAAUAUAAGUGUGAUCUUAGAAUUUGUUGGCUUGAUCAUCUGAAAUGCAUAUUGUAACCAUGCCAAAAGUGUGAGCUACAUGUAACAUGUUUUUAAAAAAAUUGUGCAUGUUCAUUUUGUAAUAAGCUACUUGAAAAUUAUGAGUGAAUGACCAGAUAGCAGCCAGAUCAGUGAUGAAAUCUUGCCAUAGAUGAUCAUAACUAUGUGAUCAGAUGUUGGAAUGACAAUGAUAGGACUGAGAACUGGCUAUGUAGAAUAAUGUGAAACUUAACAACUAAAAAGAUAUUAUAUACUAAUUUUUAUUUAUUUUUUAUUUUGCUUCCCUUUAAAUAAAUGUCCUUAGCCUAUUGUCUUUAUUUCAAGUAUAAUAGGUUUUUUUUUUUCAAACUGAAAUCUGCAAAUUUUUUUGAGGAUUCACAGAUACAAAAAUUACAUUAAUUCAAAUCAUUUGCUUCAAAGCCCUUAAUCUAAUAACUUUAAAAAAAAUUGAUACAAAAUGCUAUAAAAAUGGACUGUGAGACAUUUAAAUUAAAGCUUUAAAGAACACUAUACUGUUUAUUAGCACCUCAGUCUGAAUACAUGCCAAUGUCUUUAGUUUGUUCUUUUUUUUUUUUUUACCCUCUUUAAUAAAAGGAUCAACAUGUUCAAGAAUCACUUUUCAAUAACCAAAGAAAAAUAUAAGCACAUAUAAUAAAACAAUUUUUUUUUUUUCAAGUUUAUAUUCACAAGCUUUUAACUCCACUGAAAGAGCACAGUAAAAGCCAUAUCAGUGAUGAAAUCCUGCCAUAGAAGAUCAUAACUUUGAUUGUAUGUUGGAAUGACAAUGAUAGGACUGAGAAAUGGCUUUUUAGAAAAUAACCAUGUUAAAAUUAUUCAUAAGAUUACGAUAUUUUGUGAUAGUGUUAUAACUAUCACUGUAUUGCUCUUGAGUUAAUUUUUUUAACCAUGACCUCAUUUUUUAAAAAAAACAUUUCACAGUUUAAGAUGUGGAAGCUAAUUAUGAAUUCUGCUUAUUGAAUUUUAAAAAAAUGAAAUUUUGAAAUACUUUUGGUCCAAACCAAAGUUUAUUAAAUCAAUUUUUUAAGUGUGCUAAAAAAUAAUAUGGAACAUAGCAACCAUAUCACAUAAAUGAUUCCCUUGAUCCCUAUCUAAUGGAAAACCAAUGAAUUGUAGACAGCAGCCAGAUCAGUGAUGAAAUCCUGCCGUAGAUGAUCAUAAUUAUGUGAUCAAAUGUUGGAAUGUCAAUGAUAGGACUGAGAGAUGGCCGCUUACCAUUGUUUGUUUUGUAAUAGUGUAGUUGAGCAUUUAUAACAACUAAUGUCUGCAUUGCUAUUUUGAGGGGGGUUAAAAAAAAACAAUGCUUGUCAUAAAUCUAAUUAUUAUUGGCUCGGAAAGAAAUCAUUUGAUAAUCAACAAAAUGUGGAUCCAAAUACUAAAUAUUGACAGGGACUGUUUAAUUAGAUUUAGAACCCCUGGUAUUGUUACUAUGCCCCUUGGUAUAAAUACGUUUUAGUUUAUUUUCACCCUUGCAAGAAAAACUAUUGAAUGAGAUUUGUUAAGGCCAAGAACCACUUUCCUGCAAAGGAAGUAUUACUUUUAUUAGCAUAGAUACAGUUCAAUAGUACCCUAUAGUUAAGCCACAGAUGGAUCUGGCAUAGUUUACAUAAGAUAUUUAAAUCGGGAAAAUGUAUCUAAAGAAAUUAAAAAUCCGCCUGUUUUUCUGUUUUAUUUGAAGUUGAACAAUCACUUUGUUUUGAAAAUGUAAUAACAGGUGUAAUAAUUUAAUUCAUGAAAUCGUAAGUCAGGGUGUUGCAGUAUGUUUUCAUAUUUCUUAACACACAGCAAGAAAUAAAUACUGCUUUUAACCCCAGGGCACUGCAAGCCUGACCAGUGAUGAAAUCCUGCCAUAGAUCAUAAUUAUGUGAUCAUAUGUUGGAAUUUCAAUGAUAGAACUGAGAUUAGGCUCUAAUUAAAACAAUACAUUCAACAUGUUUGGCAUUAAUUUGUAACAUUUUGAUUCUUAUUCUUCUAAGGUUGUUGGUUUUUUUAAUCAGUGGCCCUCUUUAAUUAACUUCACAAUUUAAGUUGUUGCAUUCGCGUAUGAAUAUACAAAUAAUUUAUAAGAAAGUGAAAUUUUGAAAUAGAUUUUAUCAAAUCAAGAGUUUAUAUUUAUGUUUGUAUAAUUUACAACAAGACAGCCGCUUGAAAUAGGAUGGUUCAGUUUAUAAUUUUGAAUGAAAGCUGGUUGAAGUAUGAAUCACACAAAACCAUUUUUGUUAAAUUAUUCAUGUUCAUUAAUUCUUGACUUAAAUUAAACAUGAAUGGCUGAAUAGAAGCCAUAUCAGUGAUGAAAUCCUGCCAUAGAUGAUCAUAAUUAUGUUAUCAAAUGUUGGAAUGUCAAUGAUAGGACUGAGAAAUGGCUUUUUUAAAAGAAUGUUUAUGAAAAAUUUAUAUCAUAAUUUAUUUUAUUAUUUCAUAAUGUUUUAAUAUGCUAAAAUUUAUUAGAGUUCUAUGUAAAUAAGUGGUUUUCAAACUUUUUCUGGCCACUGCCCCCUUGAGGCAAUAAUCUCACCUUCAGCGACUCCUGACCCUCUAUAGUAAAUUAUUACAUAAUUAAAUAUUAAGGUAUUUAUGUAUUUGAACCUUUAAGCAAAAUACAAAUGUACUUUAUACUUUUAAAAUUAUAUAGUCAGUAACAAGUUAUUAUUGGAGUGAUGGGGAUAGCUAAAAUGUGGAGGGAUAGUUGGAGUGACUGGGGUUGUAGGAGUCACUGGGGGUAGUUGGAGUGACUGGGGUUGUAGGAGUCACUGGGGGUAGUUGGAGUGUGAAGGAUAGUAAGAGAGACAUAUUUGGCUUUAAAAAGAUUGAUCUCAUUUACCUGCAAGUGCUUAAUUCAUAUUAAGCAAAUGUUAGCGAUGUUUUGUCUGAUGGCUUUGGACUUGGAGUCGGCACCAACAAAAGCAAUAAUGCCAAUGAGUGUUAAACUAAAGCAGCAAAAUCUGCAUCCUUCUCAUCACAGAGCAUCAGAAAUAGCUAAUCAUUGAAUUCACCUCAACAGUGACCGCCACAGAGUUUGUUUCUCAGCAAUCAGUUGUUGGCAAUUAAGGCCACACAAAAUAAAAAACACAACCAAUGGUUUCAGCCAGUCACUGAUGGUGCUACAUCAAUUGCAAUAGUGUGCUAUUUAUUGAAAUUUUUCACUUCAUGGAAAAGUCCCUUCAAUGCUCAAAAUUUUGACAAUCUUUUUUUUUCCCAAAUAAGUUUUUCUUUUCUUUUCUUUUCUGGUUCCAAACUUUUAGAUGCUAAAAAACUUAUAUUAGCAAUAAGCAUUGUCUGGAAAUUCAAUUCAUUCAGUUGUUUGGAAAGCUCUGUUGAUUUUGGUUUUCUGUAAAAACUAAUCUUUCAUAUUCUCAGAUUUGUGUCUAUGAAAUUAGAUGAUUAGUAAUAGUUUGUAAGAUGAGCUCUUGGCUUGUGACUUUCAUGAUUUAGCAAUCAACAGUGCAAUUUUUUUUAUCAAACAAUGCAUGCAAGCAACUGUGUUUGGAAGCUUUGAAAACAUACUUGAAAUUUUUUUAUUUUUUUUUAAAGGCAACAGUUAACACUAUUAAGUGUUGUCAGAUCAUAAUGCAAAGCUUAGUAACAUGUUUUGGUGUUACUCACUCAUAAAUGUACUGUAGGUUAGAUCAAAGUUUUUUCUCUUUGUUUUGUGUGAAAUAAAACUUAAUUGAAUGUCCAUCCUCGACUCUUAUUAAAGGGGGUAACAAUAAAAAAAAAAACACUAGUUUUUUUUUACAAUGUUUUUUUACAAAUAUACGAUUUAAAUUUUUAAAAAUCAAUUUUCUUAUGUAAUUAACCAAGACAACCCCCCCCCCCCCCCCCCCCCCCCCGUGCUCCCAAAAAUUGCUUAUGCCUUCACUCCACCCACACCCCCGGGCUACCCCACCACUCCGCCCACUUUGAGAACCACCAAUGUUAAUUACCAAUUACCAGAGUCUGUUCACAUGGCUGAGAACAAUUUUUAAAAUAAUUUCAAUCAAGUCCUGAGUUUACAUUGACGUGAUAAUACUUAUUUUUGCAAUACAUGCCCAUGGUGAAAUAUACUGACAUGAGACCUCCUAGAGUCCAUUAAGCUAUGAAAAUAGUGGCAACCCAUUUUGUUACAUUUUGUGUAAGUGAAGGAAUGAAACAUUUAAGCUUUCACCUGCACUCUCUCAUGAAGUAUUGAUACAAUAUUUAUUUUUGUGGCUACUGCUAUUUUAUUAAUGGAUGAGCCUAAAACAAGCCAUAACAAUGAUGAAAUCCUGCCAUAGAUGAUCAUUACUACUUGAUCAAAUGUUGGAUUGUCAAUGAUAGGACUGAGUGCUGGCUUUUUUUGCAAGAAUGGCAGUCACCUGAAAUUUAUUCUUUUAUUGGCAAUAAACUCAAUUAUCAUAAUUCUAUGACCAUAACUCUUUGAAAGUAUUGUUGCUAGGUAUUGUUGCAUCCUCAGAUGUUAAAGAAGCACUCAUAGGUGUCGGCAUGAUCACUGUUGACGAGAAAACAGGCAUGGCCGUCUUGGAGAAAGGUAUGAAAUCUUUGAAAUUGAAAAUUAAAAUUGUCUUUAUGCAAGACACAGAAAAAAAAUGUAGUUUUAUGGAGAGAUUUAAAUUUAAAAAAAAAAAAAAGAACUUACAAAAAAAAACACUGAUUUAAAUUAUAUAAUGUUGACGAGAAAACAGGCAUGGCCGUAUUGGAGAAAAGUAUGAAAUCUUUGAAAUUGAAAAUUAAAAUUGUCUUUAUGCAAGACACAGAAAAAAAAUGUAGUUUUAUGGAGAGAUUUAAAUUUAAAAAAAAAAAAAAAGUCCUUACAAAAAAAGUCACUGUUUUAAAUUAUAUAUUAUAACAUUUAAUCCAUUAAAAGCUAAUUAAGAAAACUUUUCACAGUAGGCAAUUUGUACGCAGUAAAAUAUUUUUUUAACUUUGUCAUCUGUUUCUCAAGACUUCAACAACAUAUCCAAAUUCCUCAACCGUAUCCUUGGGAUGAAAGUAGCUGUACAAAAUUCGCUGUUCAAGUACUUCACAGAUACUCUUACAGCUAUUAUAUUAGAGGCCAAACGCAAUGGUCGCUGGGAUAUGGGCAUCAUGGGUAAGAAAUUAGUGUACGCCUUAAACAAGUUGUGUUUAAUGAAAUGUUUAAAAAUUAAAACCGUAUCAUCUCGGGAAGUUUCAUCUACUAUUUUUAGCCACUUUGUUUCUUAUAGUGAUGACAGCAUGGGAUUAUUUUUGAUUUUCAGAUUUGGGAUCUGGCAAUGAGAAAGUUAGAAAAAUUGAGACCAAAGUAUUUGUAGGGAACACAGAGACCAAUACGGCAAAGACUGAGCUGACAAAGUUUGCUGUGGAGAGAGGGAUGCCAUGGCAAUCUGCAAUCGAGUUGUGGCGACGCUGUGGUUCCAUGGAUGAGGGUUUUUACUGCUCUCUGCAAGUAAAUAUCAACACUUUAGUAGGGACAUUUCCUUUCUUUUUUUUUUACUCACUUAUUUUAACAUAAGUUCAAGAUUUAAUUUCUUUUUUUAUUCAUUUAUAUUCUCAUUUUAUUAGGUUUAAGUUUUUAAGAUAAGAUCGAGCUUUUUGAGAUUAAAGACUUGAGUUAAAACUAUUAAAUAACCCACAACUGUACAGGUCCCUUGAGUCCAGCAAUGUUUAAAAUAUUUAAAAUAGAUUACAUACAAAAAUGAAUAACUCUUUGAGCUGAGGUAGUGACCAUUUGAAAACCAUUGCAUCUUUUACCUUUAUUCAAAAAAUACUUUCUCAACUAUUGUCGGUUCAUUUUUAACAUUUGACUUAAACACCUGAAAUUUGCUUUUAUUCACAAGGGGAAUACUUUGAAAUACUCUUAAUGUAUUAAAACCCUAUUUCAGGACCGAAUGUGCAAGAAGACUGUCAUCUUAGUUGUCAUCCAUGGCAAAAAUAAGAAAAAGGAGUUGAUGUUCAAUGUGUACAGAGCAAAUACAGGACUGCAAGGACGACCGGAGACUCUGGAGGAAGUCAAGAAGAAGUAUAAAAAGUGUCUGCCAGAUGUGGCUCAACCUUUAUGGGAGGAUCAGUACUUAGUGUCUGAAACCCAGUGCAGCCACAAAUAUCUGUAAGUCUACAUCACUGCUAUAAUUGAAAGGAUAGCUAUGAAAUGUCCUCUAAUGUAACUGGUAUAUUCGUUGAAAAAAUAACGUCACACUCACUAGAAAAUAUAAUAGCCAUUAUAAAAAAAAAUUAUUUUAUAUUAUUAAUUGUACGUAGCCUACUGAUCCCUAGGGUUCAUUGAUAAUAUAGUAUUAAAUAAUUUGAUAAAAGCUGAAGUGCUUAAUUAUUUUAAAAGAACAUCUUUUUAAAGCAUUUAAUGAGGAUAGUUAUUAAGCUUGACUUUACUGCAAUGCUUGUGAGUGUCAUGUUAGCUUAAAUGUUGACAGUAUUGCUCUGACAAAUGCUCAUUUCAUGUAAUUCGUUUUGGCAUGAGUAAGAGCAGUAAGUUUUUGUGUUGUUAUCAAUACUUUGAACAAGUUGAAAAGAUAAAAACCACAGAUUAUAUGUGUGUGUAUGUAUAUAUAUAUUUCCAGACCUGUUUACCCUCAAACUCUUCAAAUCGUACAAUAUCAUCACAAAAUCAUUCAUCGUAACAAAUAAACAUACAGUAUAUAGAUUGUAUACGCCUCAAAAUCGUACAUCUUAUGCCCAGAUCGUAAGAGUAAACAGGUCUGUAUAUCUGUGGAACCUCUCAUAACGAGCAUCAUUCGUUCCAGAAUCUUACUCGUUAAGCGAAACACUUGUUAAACGAAACAAUUUUUCCCAUACAAAUCAAUGUAAAAUACGACAAUGCGUUCCAUGCUGAAAAAAUAAUCAUUUUUUCAAAAAAAAAUUUUAUUAACAUUUAUUCAAAUGAAAUAACUUAUGAAUUGUUAAGGAAUGUAACAACUUGGAAUACAAUUUAGAUUUGAAACAAAAAACGUAAAAAAAAUAUUAAUUAAUGACAAAUAAUUAAUCCUUUUUAACUAGAAAACUGUCUAAAGACAUUUGUUUUUGCCAACGCUUCGAAAUUUGUCGAAAAUGUGUCACAGCAUUAUCAUUGAAUACAUUUUUAGCACGAAUAGCCACCUCCUUAUUAGGAUGAUGCUUCUCAAUGAACAAUGCAACAGUUUCCCAUGCUUUCAGCAUUUCUCUUAUUGCGCUAGAAGAUUGUUGCUCUGCUACUUCCUCCUCCAUAAUUUCUUGCUGUGAAACACGAUGCAACUCCAUAAGCUCUUCGAUGGUCAACUCUUGACUGUGCUCUUUCACAAGCUCUUCAAUAUCGUUGUUGUCCACCUCGAGUCCCGUGAUAUUGGCCAAUGACACAAAUACCAAAUAAACAAAUAAAUAUUUUUUCAAUUAGGCGUGGGAGCUGCAGGAAAGCAGCCACAGGACAGCAAUGUGACUUUGGACUGCGCACUAGAUUUUAUCAUGUGUUGAGUGGAUCAGUGCUGAGUGUGUGGAGUAAAGUGGAGGGAGUUUUGGUGGGCCUCAGUGCAACCUCUCGUAUGCAAAUCAUUCGUUUGCGCACAGAAGAUAAUCAAAGAAUUGUUGGUGAGUUAUGUAUAUUUACAUUAAUUGUAAAAAAAUUUGUGUUAUAAGUGACAUAAAUUUUGUUGCAUUGUCCCAUUAUUGAAUAAGUCUAUUAUUUUUAUGAUAGUUUUAACCAGUACUUUACUCCGAGUUUUUAGAGGCAUUACAAAAAAGGGUAACCUUAACUCCAAAUUAUUCUUUUGUUAGAAAAAUUAUAUUUAUUAAAAAAAUGAUCCAAUAAUUCAGGUAUUUUUAAUAAGUGUAAAGCCAUGACACAUAAGAAGAAUUAAAUAAUAGUUAACAAUCAGCCUGUAGAUGAAGUUUCAACAAACUUUGAUGAUACUCUUUAAUCUUGUACAUUAAUCUGUGUCUAAAAUGUUCAUCAGGAAGUCUUAUCCCACCCAAUGCCGUGACAGCCUUAGAGAGAACCCUGGGCCAGGACUCUGCCAAGACCUACACAGAGAAGCACAACACUCCGUUCAACUAUCAGCCCUACAUUCCAGGCAGCAAUGACAGUCAUUACAAGACCAACACCAGCUACAGUUUGCUCAAUGGUGGCCCAACACCUGGCACCAGCAGCAGCAGCAGCAACACCAGAGCGGGUCAAGAUACCUUCAAUCACACCAGCAUUGACAGUAAUACCAACGGCAAUAACGUACAAACAGAAGAAAACGAACCACCAGAACUGCUCAGUAUGCCAACUUUGGUCUGGUAAUUGGUUGAAGACUUUCAGUUUUCAUAUGGUAGAUAACGAGCCAAUCUCCAGACAAUUUUGCAAUAAUAAUUUCUCAAGUAAAACUGAAAUAUAUACAAGAAUAAUGUAUUCCAGGACACAGUCAUCUUCAAUUUUUAAGGAGCAGCUCUCCAUAAUAUUCUGAAGUCGAACUUGAUUUGAACAAUUUUAUGGAUUUUAUUAAGAAAUCCAUUAUAAAAGCUUCUAAACUGGAUACCAAACCCAACCGUCUUUCAAUAUGAUAAGCAUUAUGAUAAAAUUACAAGGUGUCUCAAAGUCAAGCAUUUAGAAGAAUCAAAUUGAGUAGCAUGUGAAAUCAAUCAUGUGUCCCAAUAUUUGCAUGCCAUCAAAGUCAUACAACACAAGUCUGACAUGCUAGACAUCUCACAUUGCUUUGAUUGCGAGACUGCAGCUUUUAGUUAAUCAUUACGUGGUCAUUAAAUUACACAAAAUCUGGAAGAUUACUUAAUACUAUUACAGAUUUAUCUUUUAAGCAAAUGCUAGGUUGUUGUUUUUUCCUUCCCAUAAAAUAUAUCAUCGCAACUUUAUAAAAAAAAAAAAAGGUAGUAUAGCAAUCUCUUUGCCAUUUAAAGUGGUUCCAUUUUAAAAAACAAGAAGAUUCAGCUAAAUUUAACAAAAAAAAUCUUCUGAAAAAAUAGGCUCUGAUAAUCUGGUUGGCUUCUUGAAGAGAAUUUGUCAUUUAAGAUGUAUACAAUGUUGAUGUAUUCACUCAGCACUGGUGGCUUUAAAUGCCUCAUCUCUCUUGCUUAAAAGUGAAGCCUUUGAAAUGUCCUCCUGUAUUCAAUGUCAUGCUAUGCAUGAGCAUUAAUAUUUUCCAGCUAAUUGCCAGACAGAAUCUAACCUGGCUGUAUUUUUUUCAAAUGAAUGGAUAGC
Molecule: messenger RNA, 28277 nt
Organism: Lymnaea stagnalis (great pond snail)
Lineage: Eukaryota; Metazoa; Mollusca; Gastropoda; Lymnaeidae
Source: the annotation of a GenBank genome assembly